Molecule: messenger RNA, 34081 nt
Organism: Rattus norvegicus (Norway rat)
Lineage: Eukaryota; Metazoa; Chordata; Mammalia; Rodentia; Muridae
Source: RefSeq, a predicted model, not a curated record
GGGAAAAAAAGCAAAGAAAGAAAGGGAGAAAGAAAGAGAGAAAGAAAGAAAGGGGAAAGAAAGAAACAAACAAAAGGGGAAAGUUGGCCUUUUUCCUCCUUGGGUGUCUGAAGGCAAGAUGGGUCACCAGCAGCUCUACUGGAGUCACCCGUGGAAGUUUGGCCAGGGUUCUUGCUCUCGCCACGUCUGCUCUAACUGCCACGGUCUGAUCCGUAAAUAUGGACUGAACGUGUGCGGACAGUGCUUCCGUCAGUACGUGAAGGACAUGGGCUUCAUUAAGUUGGAGUAAGCGACCUGAAUGGAUGCUUCAACUGUCUACCCAGUGAAACCAGUUGUCUACCCUGUGAUACCAAUCAUGCUAGUCUUUGUGUACACAGAAUAAAAAAAAACUGAAGGCCAAAAAAAAAAAAAAAAAUGGGCAAGUUGGUGCUGGAGAGAUGGUUCAGUGGUUGGGAGCACUUACUGUUCUAGGAAACCCCGAGUUCAAUUCCCUACACUCACAACCAUCUAUUAACUCCAGUUCCAGGGACUCUGGCACCAUCUUCUGGUUUCCAUGGGCACUGACUGAACACAUGUGGUACAUACAUACAUGCCAGCAAAAUCCGCAAACACAAAAUAAAUUACAAAAUAAAAAUGUUUGGGGGCUGGGGAUUUAGCUCAGUGGUAGAGCGCUUGCCUAGCAAGCGCAAGGCCCUGGGUUCGGUCCCCAGCUCCGAAAAAAAAAAUGUUUGGACCCUGCUAAGCCAAAGCAAAGUUAUGCAGUUCUUCCACACAGGUUAUGUUGUCAAGACGCCAACCUGCAGAGCAGAGUAUCUACAGAAACAGGAAACAGCAAAGACCACGUGGCCAGAGAGAGGGUGGCCAGUCCCCAGGGCUGUGACUCGUUUCUUUUCUUUCUUUCUUUUUUUUUUUUUUAAAUGAGACAGGGUCUCACUCUGUAGCUCUGGCUAUAUUGAAACUUAUAGACCAGGCUGACCUUGAACUUAGAGAUCUGCCUGCCUCUGCCUCCUGUGUGCUGGGAUCAAAGGGUGUGUGCCACCACGCCCAGCUGUGAUUAAUAUUUUUAAAGACAACUUGAAUUAUUUUUCUUUCUUUUCCCCACCCUUUAAGAAUUGCAAGAGCCUUGGGCAGGCUGGAACCAGGAAACCACUGUGACCGAGGCAAACAUUUGGGGCACAGUGAAAUGGCAGAAGCAGGUGGCCUACAGGAGGGGCAAGUGAUGCCAAAGUCACCGAGGAAGUCAUUCCCCAGAGUUCCUGUGCCUGUCCGGUUUCUGCCGGCUGUCCUUAGUGGGACGUAGACAGGUGAGAUACCCUGUGUCUUAAGAGCAGGGCCUCUGUCAUGUGUAGUCUUUUGAAGGGACCAUAGAGCAAAGCUGCCUCAGACCAUGUUUGAAUCAGUUGUAAAACCAGGAGGACAUUAGAAAUUAGUUUCACCAACCUCCCUGGGGUGGUUUGAAUAAGAAUGGGCUCCACAGGCUCAUAUAUUUGAAUGUUUGGUCACCAGAGAGUGAAAAUGAUUAGGAGGUGUGGCCUCGUCGGGGGAAGUCUGGGUGAAUUGGAGGUUUGAAAAGCUCGCGCUAGGACAGUUCUUUCCCUCUCUCACGUGGCCUGCAGAUCAGACUGUAGCUCUCCGCUGCUGCUCCAGCCAGAUGGGUGCUGUCCUGCUCCCACUAUAACGGAUGUUUCUAAAACCAAAAGCAAGCCCCCAACCAAGAGCUUUCUUUCAUAAGAGUUGCCUUGGUUAUGGUGUCUCCUCCCAGCAAUAGAACCGUGACUAAGACACUCCUCCAUAGCACAAAGGUAACCUUUCACCAGCCUCCACCCAACCACUCCCUCAAACCAGAGCCUCUCCAUCUUCUGUGACUGGCAACGGUGACACCUUAACCACUUGGUACAGAUGAAAGCCUGCUUGAAGCGUGUGAGACAUCAACUGUAAUUUCUUGGCUUCUUUUCUGGUGUACCAAGGUACACAUGUGCUUUCUCUCAGGAGGGUUCAACUGAAAACAACGGAAAGGACCAUCCGCACCAUUAUUUAAGCUGAUCCUGUGGGCAGGGAACAUAGACCGGUGGCAGAAUGCUCUUAGCCAUAUGUGAAGCCCUGGAUUCAGUUCAGAGUGCUCCCGCCUGUAGUCUGGUGGCAUUCACCUCUGGCCACCGAGGAGGCUGAAGAACACGUUUGGCAUGAGCCUGGGAGUUUAGGGUUGCCGGAGAUAAGACUCGAACAGCAAACAGAACUCUCCUGGUUUUCUUUGCUGUCUGUGCCCAAUGGGUUACCCGGCAUCCAUUUGUAACACAAGUGCGUGCGACUUGAACUCACACGUGGGAGUGUUUCAUUUCAACUUAUUAAGCUUGCAAGUCAAGGCUUGCUCGGCUUUCCGACGGAUCUGUGUAGGUGGGUAACAGAGUGUGAUCUCAGAGCUGGCUGUUUGAUGCUGUUAAGAUUCCACUGCCAACGCUGUCUGAGAAUACUGAAGCUUUCCCCGUGAACAGGGUAGAAAGCCUACUUAGUAAUGACUCCCUCCUCAGCCACACUGGAACAGAAGAGACCUCUGCAGCCUCUGUGUGUGAACAGCAAUCACACUUUCCUAUGAUGGCGAAGUCUUUGCUGGCUACACCAACGGCAGGCACCAAGGAUGAAAUCAAUCAGUCCCACCCUGCUGGGUCCCACAGGCCAGAAACAGGAGUGGAGACAUUGUGGGCUGGAGUGCAAACCUUGUCCUUUCAGCUCCACAGACAUUAUUGCCCAGGCUAGCCCCAUAUCUCCACCCUUUUGUGAGACAGGAUCUCAUUAUGUAGCUCUGGUUAGCCUGAAACUUGCUAGGUCUACCAGGCCACCUCCCCCCUCCUUUUGACUCCCGGGUACUGUGAUUAAAGGCACGUCAGUCAUCAUGGCCGGCAAGCCACUGCUUUACUAUCUACUGCUCAGAAACUAGCGCCUUUCCCACACUCCAGUGGCUCUGUUUACUUGGGAUCAGUUUUCUCACACACUUGGCAAAUCAAGGCAGAGCAGGUUUCUCCUGCCACUGAUCAAUGCUUCACUCCAGGUUUCGUGGCUGUUCUCCCAUCGGGCUGUGAUUGUGCCCAGGCAUGCUCUUCCCUUUGAAAGGCUGUUGUUUAUCAACAUUAAUCCUAGGAAAAUAUACAAGGCAACAGGCAACCAGUUCCCAGCGGGGACACUGUAGACUCAAUUGGCAGGCUCCUGGCUUGUGGGAGGUCAGGACACGUGUAGGAAACUGUAACAUCCAGGGAACAGGCCUAUCCUCUUUACCCACCCCUAGUCCUCUGGAGGGCGUUGUUGCUCGAUGGCAGGAUUUAAGGUAUCGGCUAACUGUAGAGCCCAGGUGGGGAGAAAUGGAACCCCACGUGUUUCUUGGAAUAGCCUUAAGCUAUUAACUUAAGCUGUUAACUGUUAGAGGUACUCUCUCCUUUUGGGCUUGGUAACACAUGCAUGUACACACAAGGAAUAUAGUUUCAAUGUGUAGACUUGGUGAACCAUCCUAUCCUGCCCGGUGUUCCUGCCUUACAAUGUUACAUGUAGCACUGUAAGUCAGGUAUGUUUCCUUGUGUUUAUAAACAUCCAUGCUCAUACAGAACUAGCUGGUUUUAUUUUUAUUACUGUAACCAGCAUCUUACAAAAAACCAUUUAAAAGUUUAUCCUGUCCACAUUGUGCAGAACUUCAAUCACCCACAAUUAACAUGUUUCCUUUUCAUAUUACUUAUUUGAUGGGUCUGGGUGUUUUGCCUCUUUGCCUGCAUGUGUGUCUGGUGAUCAGAAGGCACUGCGUCAGAUCCUCUGGAGUUAAGGAUGGUUAUGAAUCACUGUAGGUGUUUGGGUCCAACUGUAGGUGUUGGGACCUCUGUAAGGACAAGUGCUCUUAACCCUUAAUGUUCUGAGGCAUUUUUCUGCUUAGGCACAUGAAAUUGUGUCAGUUAACAACACACCACAUUUUUUUUAAAAGAAUUUUUUAAUUAUUUUAAGUAUGUGAUCACACUGCAUCUGUCUUCAGACACAGAAGAGGGCAUCAGAUCUCAUUAGAGAUGGUUGUGAGCCACCAUGUGGUUGCUGGGAAUUGAACUCAGGACCACAUUGUUAAACUGCUUUGGACAUUCCAUUACACAGACUAGUUAUUUAACUGUCCCCAUUAACGGGUAUUGCUUCCAGUCAGUUUAUCCCGGGCUGGCGGCACAGGCCUAUAACCCUGGCUACUCAGGAAGCUGAGGUAGGAGAAUUCAGGCCUGUCUGGGUACAGGGUGCUCUAUGGAAAGCAUGGUUAGUGUACACAGACCUGAGGCUAACUCCUCAGUCGUUUUCUGUUUCUCUCACAUAGCAAUUAAAUAAAGUAGGCUGAAAACGUGUUCCUCCCUCCCUUUAAGUGAUCCGUUGGCAGGGUCUUGGUAGAUGGCUUAAGCUGGAAGUGCGGUCCUCUUGCUUCAGUUUACCCUUGUGCUGGGACACGUCACCAUACAUGACAGGACUUCUUUUAAACAGAAGAUCAAAAUUUCAUACACAUCACAAAAUCAUGAAAGCAAUCAGCAUUUUCAUUACCCAAAGUUCCCAUGUCUUUGUGGUAGCCCCAGAAUGUCUCCCAUGCAAACAGGGGCCUGCUUUCUCCUUCGGUUCUCCUCUUGCAGAGGCCAGGUGGAAAGUGCACAGUAGGAGGCCACAUCAAAUGGCCCAGGGAUGAUCCAACUGCAUUAGCUCCUUGUCUUCGCUGUGGAAGAGCCGACCAUGUGACCAUCUGGCAGUAUGUUUAGUGUCUGGCACACACCUAAGCGCUUUCCCUCCUCUAAUCCCACUUCCACCUCACCCCCGACCCACACAGGAUUUCUCUGUGUAGCCCUGGCUGUCUUGGAACUGACUCUGUAGAACAGGCUGUCCUGGAAUUUCAUAGAUCUGCCUGCCUCUGCUUCCCAAGUGUUGGGAUUGAAGGUGUGUACUACCAUGCUUGGAAACCCCCCCUCUUUUAAAAAAUUUAUCUAUGUAUGUAAGUACACUGUCACUGUCUUCAGACACACCAGAAGAGGGCAUCAGAUCCCAUCACAGAUGGUUGUGAGCCACCUUGUGUUUGCUGGGAUUUGAACUCAGGACCUCUGGAAGAGCAGUCAGUGCUCUUAACCACUGAGUCAUCUCUCCAGCCCGUCCCUUCUUAAACAUGUAUCUAACUCUUCCAGUAGGGGGACUGCUGGGUUGCAUGUCUAAGUCUGUAAGAAGACUCUAAAAUGUUGUUCAAGCCCUGCAUCAUUCAGGAUCGUGUGUGUGAGUUCUGGUUACUCUCCUUGCUCACUAGCCCCAGAGAGUCAGCUUUCCACAGAAGUUGUCUAUCCUAGCAGGCAUGGGCCAUGUUUCUCCAUGAAACAUGUUCUGUUUCUCCAGUGACCACCGAUUGUUGGGACAGCUCUUCAUGAGCUACUGAUCCAACCCGUCAAGAAACGCAUGUUUGUAUUACUGCGCACUUAAAACCAUACAGUUUGUUAUUGGUUCUGAGAGAUCUCGUUAGUUUUGAUAGAAAUCUUUUAUAUGAAGAACAUAUUGGGAACAUGUUUGUGCCACAGUGAAGUUUCUUUGGAGGUCCUCAUCUGAGCUGAGUGAGUGCCCACUAAUGUCCCAGCUGUGUCCUGGGCAUGGCACCCCUGUCAUCUAGAGGAUGUCUAGUUAGUAGCAGACCAUCAAAGGAUCCACAUGGUAGCCUGCUGCUGUCCCAUCAAACCCACCAUUCUUUUCUCUUUCCAUCCAGUUAACAAAGGCUCCUUAGGUUACACCCAGCAAUGCUGGUGGAAGGGCUCUGCUCAUCCCUUUCCUCUGCUGUGACCCUGACUCUGUGUUCCCUCCCCAGGGCUGGGUUGUCUCUGGGAAGUCCAGCUAUUCCAGGAUAUUUAUGGGAAGUCAAGUCAGGCUUUGGAAUAAUUCUCACUGACUGGAUGAGUAGCAAGGUAGCUAACAGGCUGUGUGGCUGACACAGAGAAACCAAAAGGGUAACCCAGAGGUAAGCCCAUCAAGAGUCCAGUGUAAUGUCCAACUGGAUGUUCUAUUAAUGAGAUCGUGACGCUACUAGAAUCUAUAAAGCAAACUCUGACAGAGGCAGCACCCUUAUGUUUCAGGGAAGCAUCUCAGAACAGAACGGCAAGCUCUGCAGGAAGGUACAUGCUGUAUAAUUUACCAAGCACGUGGCAGGUACCCAGCACGCUCAGUUCUGCAGUUCUUUUCACACUGUCCCGUGGGUUCUGGACACUAGGCUUCCAGUUAUCAAGAAUUGGAGGGGGACGAAAGUUGGAAUGGAUGUGUUCAAUGAAUAAAUGUAUGAAACCGUCAAACAAUAGAUUUUAAAAAGAUUUUAAAAAGGAGACAAGGGGCAGACACAUUUGGCUCUGACACCAGAAUGAGGCAGGUAAGGCAGCCGAGGGUGGGUGGUGACUAGGACUGCCUUCCUUAGGCAGACCUGUAGUUUACAGGGGGCGGACAGAGACAGCAUCUUUCUCAGAACAGCAGCACUCAACCUCGGAAUUCUGAUGACAUGCUACCAAGAGCAAAUAAUGUGGCAAGACCCUUCUCUUAGUGAAAAGUUUUUUCCUUGCUUUAACUACACAGCAUUUGCUUAUAUUUUUGGCAUCUGAACCGCUUGGCUGCAGGCAUCCGGACGCAGAGGAUGAAAUGUGUGUCUUCUUUUUGUACUUGCUUUGUUGGGGCAUCUGCUUCACAUUCUUUACCACAUGACAUUCAUCGUCCUGAGGAAACUCAUCCAUACACGUGCUGCUUCCAUCCGCUCAGCUGAGGACAGCGCGGAGAGCGUUUGAGGCUCUAGGGAACAGCACCUGCCUUUGCCAUCUCAGUGCACCACCUAACAGCCCCGAUUCAGUUGGCAAUAGAAUCUGAUAGCAAAGGGUCAGCCUUGCCUAGACAGUGGGAAGUAAAAAUCCCAGGCCAAAGCCAGUCUCCAGGGAGCUUAUAUCUGGUUAGAGAUGCAUCUUGAAGUUGGAAAGGUACUUAAUUAUCAAUUGUUAUUUUAAGAGAUUUUAAAAAAAAAUUAGUUUCAUUCAUGUGUCUGUGUGAAUGUAUGGACACGUAUGUGUGGAAACCUGUGGAGACCUAAGAAGGCAAGGAUCCCUUGACGCUGGAGUAUAGACAGCUGAGAAAGAAACUGACUUGGCUGCUGGGAACCAAAUUCAUAUCUUUUGCAGGAGCAGUGUGUGCCCGUAACCACGAGCCAGCUCUCCAGAUGGGACAGUAACUGUCUCGAGUUUUGACUGUUUCUCUUUCCAGUACCACAAGGGUUAGGCACCAGUGAUAAAAGCUGCCACUUAGUACAAAGGGAACAGAUCUCUUUAUUUACGUAUGUUUGAAGGUAAAAUAUUACCUCUGUAGGGAGGGACAAGUUCCCUCUUCAGUUUCAGAAAAAGGAACUUCAACUCUGUUCCUUUAAUAGUUUCCCUCCCCCCACUUUCUCCAUUCUUACCUUAGUUCCUCAGAGAUACAAUUUCAUUUAGGAAAUGUCCCAUUUACACUUGCAAAGCUAACCAGUGGGAACAGAGGCAGUUGUAACCCCAGACCCUACCCAUACUGUAAUGUUUUCCUUUUAUGGGAGAGGGUCUUGCUGUGUAUUCCAGACUGGUCUCAAAGUCACUCACCCUUUGCCUGCCUCAGUCUCCUGAGUGUCAGACACAUGUAUGUGUUGUCAGCAUGCCUGCUGAAUGCUAUGGCUUAACACAAGUCUAGUCUAUAAAUAAUAUCUUUCUCUUCAAAAAACACUUAGAAACCUUUUGGAGUCCCAGCUUUAACAGUUUACUGAGGAAUGGCAGACAGACUCAGUUGUCUUUGUCCUGUCAGGGUGGGCAGGCAGUCAGCGUGUGGUGGCAGAGAUCUGCCUGUAACUGUUGCACACGCUUCUCUCAGUCGCUCUUCUCCUCUGUUUGGUAAUGCCUGUACUCUGGCUUCAGCUCCCACGUAUUCUUGUGAAUUCCUUUUACAUUCUGAAUGCCGAUUUCUUUCAAGAUUUCUUUCAGGUAUCCCUAAAAACCAAAACCAAAAUUAUAAAAACCCUCCACAGAUGAGAUUAUCAAGGCAGGAAAUAAUACUGACAGUGACAUACACUAAAUACUCAGCAGUAACAAAAACUAGCACCCUUGAAACCCAAGUGGGGUUUCUAUGAAAAGGUUCAACAGUUUUUCUGAUUCUACAAUGUGUACUUCACUAAAUAUACAAGCAUGUGCAUCAAAGGCCUGGAAGUCCCGAAUAGAGAGGAAUCUAGCGGAAAAUAUACAGUAAUGGCUGCUCAAUGUUUACUGAAUUCAAUAGAGGGCAGUCUGAUUUGAUUUCAGUGACUUAACAGACUCAGUCCACAGACUGAGUUAAUCAGCAGUUUAAUGAGCAUCCACACAAAUGACACACACUGUAGGGACGGGAAAUAAUAGUUAAGAAGCAAGCAUAUGAUAAGCAUCUAGAAUUCCUACUUCUAUAAGAUGUGUUUUUCUUUAAAGACAGGCCUCAACUGCCCUGUUUUCUUUUCAAAAGAUUUAUUUAUUAUAUAGAAGUAUAUUGUAGCUGUCUCCAAACACACCAGGAGAGAACAUCGGGUCCCAUUACAGAUGGUUGUGAGCCACCAUGUGGUUGCUGGGAUUUGAACCCAGGACCUCUGGAAGAGCAGUCAGUGCUCUUAACCGCUGAGCCAUCUCUCCAGCCUGACUGUCCUGUUUUCUGAGUGCUGGGAAUAAAAUUAUGAGCCACACCCCAUCUGACCUAAGAUGGGUCUUCAAACACAAGUUUCCUGUGGAAAAAGGAAAGGUACUACCUUUGUGUUGCCUGGGCCUGCUAAAGCAGGGAGAAGACCAAGAACUAUGAGGGUGCAGGCUCCUCGUGUUUGGCUCACAUUAUUCUGUGUCCCCAGAACCUGCUUACAAAUGAUUACUGGAGUCCUGGAAAUUAGGACUAUGCUGACUGUACUACAAAACCCACGGAAGCACCCACUAUAAACUUACUAAUACAAAUGACAGUGACCUCAGAAGAGAAAGGAAAGCUAGUUAUUCACAAGUGUGUUCUGCCAUAAAAAACCCAACCAACCUAACUUCUGAAUAUAUGCUUCAAAGACAGUCACAAGAUUAAGAUGACUCCUCUCACUGCAGGAGGAUAUGUCAUUCACUGAAAGGAGAGGCACUAAUGGUCGAGGAGCUCCUGCCUAGAUAAUAUUUGCACUGAAUGCACUAUCACCCAAACCACAUUAUGUAUGUAUCUUCAGCAAACUCCUGUGUGUGCAUGAAGGCAUGCAUGGGUAUACAGACAGGAUUGUACUCUGUAGCCAUGGCUGGCCAAGAACUUUCUUAGGUAAACCAACUAGCUUCAAACUCAGAAAUUUACUUGCCUCUGCUUUCAGAGUACUGGGAUUAAAGGUGUUUGCCACUAUGACCCCUUCCUUUAUAAAUAGGGUCUGACAAUACAGCCUAGGCUGGUCUGCAACUCUCAAUGUAGACCAGGCUUGCCCUAAACUAGUGGAGAUCUCCCUGGCUCUGCCUCCAAGUGCCACCAGACCCAAACCUGUCCUUGUUUUUUUUUUUUUUUUUUUUUUUUUGAGUCAUGGUCUCAUUAAGCUGUCCAGACUGAGCUCAAAUCUGUGUUCUUCCUUUCUCCAUCCAAGGCCCUAGCAGAUUCUGAAGAUCCAAGACCUCUGCUUUGAGGCUGUUACAGCUCUCUAAUAUUCCAGGAUUUCUGAGCCCUUGAUAUCCUUUGUUCUCUGAACCUCGACACAACAGGACACCACAUGUUACCAAAUAGUCAAUUCCCUACCUAUGCUGAUUUGAAAUAAUGCAGCACAAUCCAUUAACCCAUAGAUAGGCUGCCAUCUAGAAGCUUGUUUCUUUUUGAGACAAGGUCUCACUAUGUAGCUUUGGCUGUCCUGAAACCUGGAACUCACAGAUAUCAGCCUGCCUCUGCCUCCACCUCCCAAGUCCUGGGGUUAAAGGCACGCACCACUCUCACCAGGCUUGUCUUCUAGAAACUUAACAGCUGAGAAACUAGAUUCAGUGAGGUCCUGGGACUGCUUAUCUACUGGACAGCCUUCUGGCAAACAGGCCCCAGCAGGUGGCAGCAACCAACUGAGGCCUGGGUUGCCCAGGCGGCUUGCCUGUCUCCCACACCUUCUAUAGUUGGCUUUGCUGAAGGCAUGAGUGUGAAUGAGUAAGCACAAAGGCUCGGGCAGGCAGGUAAUGUGCACGGCUGCCAUCUGCCACUUCAAAUUACACUUGAAAAUGGGACACUGCUCAUAAACUACUUCUAAUUAAACUGGACUCAUAAAUGGAAAAUGAUGGGUUAGGCACAAAUGACUCGCAGAUUAGGUGCCAAGAAUGACAUCUUUGUAAAAUUCCAAAGAAUGGGUCAUUGUGAGGCUGUUCGGAUCUUGUUGCACAAACAAUCACACAGCAGUGGCCCGAACACAAACAGCAAUCAGCAGGAGCGUUUCUGAGCCCAGAGAGAAGCAGCUCCUAACUUCAAGUUGUGUGCUUAUCUAUAAUCUUGGUCAGAAAAUGGAAAGCCAGCAAAGUGUUCAACAUGAAACAGUAAGAAAGUCUUCACUGGGAUGGAGAGAUGGUUUAGCCGUGAGAGGCUAGGCUCACAACAGAAGGACAAAGUCCUCACUCUACAGACUGGUUGUUCCCAUGCACGCCCCUUUCUUUCGGUAAUGUAACACGAAGCACCACAGCAUGGACCAGCCACAACUCUGCAGGGUGCUGUCCUCAAAUUUCCUUCAUUUUUAGGAUGUUUCAAACCACAACUAAAGAUACUUUACUUCAACCAAACCAAACAGCUUAGCAAGGAGUGGGCACAGUGUUUAGAAAGGAAGACGCGGCAGCAACAGUGGAAAACAUGUCCAGAAAUUCCCAGUAGAGCUAAUACUUAUAAUACUUAUGCAACUCCAUGGCCAAAGAUGGGGUGGGGUGGGGGUGUGGGAAGGGUUAACUACACUUCCACAUCUUAGUCCAUCACUGCAGGAAGUCAGGACAGGAACUCAAACAAGGCAGGAAGCUAGAGGCAGAGCUGAUGCAGAAGCCAUGGAGGGGCUGCUGACGGUCUCCCUCUCCAUUUCUUGCUCAGCCUGCUUUCUUACAGAACUCAGGACUGGUUGGGGAUUUGGCUCAGUGGUAGAGCGCUUGCCUAGCAAGCGCAAGGCCCUGGGUUCGAUCCCCAGCUCCGGGGGGGGGGGGGGGGGGGAACUCAGGGCUACUUGUUCAGGGAUGGCUUCACCCACAAUGGGCUGGGCCCUCCCCCAUCAACCACUAAUUUAAAAAUGCCCUACAGCCAGAUCUUAUGGAGGCUUUCCCUAUUGAGGCUUCCUCCUUUCAGAUGACUCCAGCUUGUGUCAAGCUGACAUAAAGCUACCCAGCACAAUAGACAACAGUGAGCUGUUUCAAAGUUGUCCCUCCUGGCCUGCAAGUCUCAUCUCAAAUUCCUUUGGGCCAUCCACUCUGGCUUGCCCUUCCCCCACCUGCCAUUCUCUAUCUACUUGCUUCUGGGGUAUGCAUGCUAGGGGUCUCCUCCCUCAAAUGCUUGCCCUGCUCCUUGUAUCUGACCUUUUUAUUUUUAUCCUUUCUGUUUAGGUUUCAAUGUCACUUCUGCUGAACAGUUUUCUUCAGCAGUUAUUUCAACUUCCCAGAAUUGCAUUCACACUGCCCAGCAUUCCACGACAGCACCCCUCCCCCAACGUUUCUGCAAUAACCCAGUUCUGGCUUUCUGUGCUUAGACUGACUUCAGGGCCUUAUCUCUUCCCAUGUCUCUCAUCUUAAACUGUGUACUGCCAGCCUCCCUGUAGUCACCCACACCUGCCCUACUUGAUUGAGUAGGGAUGCUUGACGGCAGGCAGCAGAGACUGGGGAGGGCUAAGAAGGUCUGUGGAAGUGAGCUCCAGGAAAUCCAAUUCUUUUUACUUCUGGAACUUUUUAGAGUUUUCCCUCUGGGAUAGGCAGUGACCAGUUUGAGGAACAAAGUGAGUGAACUUCAUUUUCUCAGUGUGAACCUGACAUUAUUAAUUAUGAAAUAUUGUGUUGUAGUUGUAUGCAACAAAGUAUAUCUGAUCAUAUAACACUGAGAUGAAAUAUUAAAGUUUUAUGAGGGCUGAAAAUUGUUAAUCUUUUUUUUUUUUUUUUUUUUUUUUGGUUCUUUUUUCCGGAGCUGGGGACCGAACCCAGGGCCUUGUGCUUCCUAGGUAAGCGCUCUACCACUGAGCUAAAUCCCCAGCCCCAAAAAUUGUUAAUCUUGUACCCCUUUGUUAUCCAUCCCAGUAUUUACUCCAGCACUGACUAUGUCUUCUUCAGUCUUCCUUGCAAAACAGCCCAGGCAGGCACAGUGAGAGCCACCUACAUAGCGUGUGGUGGGGGCACCGAGGGGCCCCUGCCCCUGCCCCUGCCCCACCUGUACAGGUGUUCUUUGAGGAUAGGCACCAGAUCAUGUCAGCUGACAGCAAUUCCGUGCAGAAAGAAGCACACUUAAAAACAAGCAUGUUUCCAAUUUGCUUCCUCACCUCAGUACCUGCAUUUCAGAGAGGACGCCAGGAACAGGUAGAGCUCUGUGUCACAUGGACUUGAGGUUUCUCAUGAGCGUGUGGGUCAUAAUGCUGCACAUCAUUCUAACACUGGUUCAGCCUCAGUGCUUCAUCAAAGGGAGGCAACCGAUGGCAGAGCAAAAUGCCACAGCGUCUGUUAAGGAUGCAGCUAAGUGCACCUGACCACAGGGGCCAGAGGAUCAGGACAGGCUUUGUAUUUGAGGCACAAGAUAGAAUUGUGGUGACUAAGGAGUUGGGAUCGGCCAAUGGAUUCCUGACCACCGAGGACAAGGUGCAAGCAGCCUGUGAUUUAGUUCCUCUGCUGACUACCACCCCAGCCCGCCCAAUGCAGUUUUAUUCUUCUCCAGCUCUGCCAACCCGAGAGGACUGAUGUGCAUUUCGUCAGACAUUUCAGUGAUAAGCAUUAUUUACAUAAUAAUAAAUCAACUGAACUUGAUUAAGAACAGCUCUGACAGGGAGACAUUAGCACUCCUAAUGCUUUCAGUUACUUAAUUAUAGACCCCACUUAGCAUCUAGUCACAAAGCUGGCCCUAAAAGCUUAAACCAAGUGUCCAAUAUGUGUGCCCCAGAUGGCACAUGGGAAUGUGUCUCUUAUUAUGGGGUACCACAAGAGAAAGGGUGUUACAGACAGAAUUUUCUGUGCAAGUAAGUUGACUCCUUCCAGAGCUGUGGAGAGAACAAAGGACUUACUAAUGAAGCAGUUAGUGACUCUGAGGCACAAGCUUGCUCAUUAAGAAACAAAGUACACAUUAGGAGUAAACAGUGAGAGAGGGCCAGAUGCUCCCACUAUUUCAGACAGAAUAAACUGUGAACAGGAGAGGGAAGGUGGUACUGGGGGCUUCUGUGCAGCAUGGGUCUGCGGUUUUCUGUUUUCCUCCUCACUGCUGUCCCCACCCCUAUUCCUGUGUCUUCUCUGCGUUCCCACUGCUUGUAUUUCUGCCUUUGAAAACUCUGACCAGCCGACAGAUGGGUAAGGAAAUGGUCAAAGAAUAAAGCCUUGCCUGACUCUACAUUUUAUUCAAACCCUGAAAAACCAGAUAAUUACUGCAUUAAUAUCUGUGUACUGAAACAGCCUCAUCUGUCUGGCAGUGACAAAAGCCCACAGGUCUGAAAGGUUCAGAUAAAGUUCACUUUCUUUUUAAUUUUGAAACAAUGCUUCAGUGAAUAGCCCUGGCUUGUUCUUGCUAGACUCAAGCACACCUCCUGCUUCUGCCUCCAGAAUGCUGGGAUUAGAAGUGGCUCCUUUAACUUUGGUUGAAGACAGUAUUGAAGACAAUACUGGAAUAGUUACUUGUAUAUGUAACAGCCUAAACUUGGGCUCUAAUGGCUUAAAUUUGGGAACAAAAACAAGAUUAUAUAUACUUGAAAUCCAUAACCCCUGGAAAACAGAUAGUCAAGUUUUUUUUUUUUUUAAGAUUUAUUUAUUUUUUUCUAUAUGAGUACACUGUAGCUGUCUGCAGACACACCAGAAGGCGGCAUUGGAUCCUAUUACACAUGGUUGUGAGCUACCACGUGGUUGCUGGGAUUUGAACUCAGGACCUCCGGAAGAGCAGUCAGUGCUCUUAACCACUGAGCCAUCUCUCCAGCCACUCAGUCAAGUCUUUUUUUUUUUUUUUUUUUUUUUUUUGGUUCUUUUUUUCGGAGCUGGGGACCGAACCCAGGGCCUUUUGCUUGCUAGGCAAGCGCUCUACCACUGAGCUAAAUCCCCAGCCCCAAGUCAAGUCUUAAUAAAAGAGAAAACAGCACUUAUUUUGAAAAAUAGUAGAGUAUGAAUUCUUACUCAGGACAAUGUGUCAAGGCAGAAAGCAGAUCCGAAGUUGCCUAGGAUUUGGGGGUGGGUGACUGCUAAUGGAUAGGGGACUUUGGGGAACGGGGUUUAUGUGACACUGCUCUGAAGGUAACUGUGGUGACACUUUGUGACUGUCAAUAUACUAAAGUGCCCUGAUCUGUACAGUUCCAUACGGAGGCCAUUCCGCAAACAAAGGCCUUAAAUUAGGAAGAAUGAUAUGAAAGGAAACUUCAUGUGCUGGCAAGCAUCUACACUCCCAGCACUCAGGAGGCUGAGGCAGGCAGGAAGCCAUGUGUGAGGCCAGUCUAAACUAUUCACUGAGUUCAAGGCUGGCCUGGUCUGGCCUACACAAUGAAAAAAGAGAGAAAAAUUAAUUUUCCAGCCCAGCAGUUUAAGUGUGUGGCUCUGCAUGUUAUCAAUAAUUAAAGUUACGGAGAGCUCCAUUCUAGGAACAAGGCUGCCUGGUGCUGCAGCAGACUUGCUCAGUCAGCUGAGGUGAGACUGGGAGGCCCGGAUGCAGAGCCCUGGCUGCUGCUUCUCUUUGCUGCUAAUGCUUCUUGAACAGAGUCCAACAUAAACAAAACUCUUUCUUGAAGAAAACUGUUUCCAUAUGGACAGCAAGCCUGAAAACUCACCUUUCCAGCUUGUUUGGGAACUAAAACCAAAACCGAACAAACAAAAGAAAAAAACCAGCAGAGGGCAAUUUUAUUUUAUUCUUUAAAAGUGAGUGAAGAGGCAGCAGCAGCUCAGUAACAACACUGGCGGCUCUUCCAGAGGACCCAAGUUCAGUUCCCAAUACCUAUAUUAUGGUAGCUCACAACCAUAUGAAUGAAUGUCAGGUCCAAGGGAUUGGAUACCUUCUCUUCUGGUCUCUGUGCGAAUAGGCACACACACUUUACUCUGGGUUACCAGUUACAGGAAAAUUCCACUUACAUUUUUGCACAUAAAUAAUCCACAAUUUUGUUUCUUGGAAUCUGUGCUCAAUACUAACACCCAUGUAGCUACUUCUAUAUAAGCUUGAAUUGUUUGGGCAUGUUACUAAAUUUAUCUUAAAAUAUGACCUCAUUCACAAAUGAGGUAAGGAAAAACCCCACAGAAAACCAGAAACAACGAGAAGCUGGGCCUGCUGGCACAUGCCUAUGCAUCCUAACCUCAGGAAGGACAGACGAGGGCACAUCAAGGUCAAGGGCAGAAGAGCUACAGUUCCAGGUCUGGGCAGCCUAGUGUGACCCUGCCUCAAAAAGCCAAGUUAAAGCAGGGCCAGGAUAGAGCUGAGGGGCCAAGCCCCAGAAGCAGGUGCUCCAGGUCAGACCCAGCCUCAGCCAGCUCCUGACCAACCGGAGCUAUGGGAUCCUGCCUCAAACACCAUCUAGAUGCUGGCUUUUUAAGUCCACUGACCAGUACUCCAGCUGCUUCCAUUUUUAAUCAUAUAUUUCUCUUCCUUAAUAAACUAUAUUUCUACCACAAGUAAUAAUGAUGGUAAUAAAAUAAAAAGAAAUAAACCCAAAAUCUCUACUCAAAAAAAAUUUAGAAUUUUGUAAAUGUAUUUAAAACUUACCUACUUACAUUCAACAGUUAUUUAUCUUAGUGCAACAUUUCCUAUUUUAAAACUUUUAAUUACGACUCCUCUUCAUGAAUCAGAAAUAAUUAUUCUCAAAAAGGAGCAUUAUCGGGCUGGGGAUUUAGCUCAGUGGUAGAGCGCUUACCUUGGAAGCGCAAGGCCCUGGGUUCGGUCCCCAGCUCCAAAAAAAAGAACCAAAAAAAAAAAAAGGAGGAUUAUCAAUUAAUACAGUCUAUUGGAAAAUCUCGCAUCAUUGAUAUUAACUUCAAGAACUGAAGGAAUAGGAAUUGAAAACAAUUAAGAACAGAGACAAAGGAAUGAAAUGAGACAGAGAAGACAGAAUGUGCAUGGUAACACACAGCAGUUAUUAGACAGUGCAUUGGAAUCAGUGUUAACUAUUAGCAGACCCACGUUCCCUUUGGGACCAGGAGUUGAAGAAGCAAACAGCAAGCUUGUGCUCUACUUUCUGUACAGCUGAGCACAGCCAAUGACACACAUAAUCACUGACACUACAUAAGAGGCAGACAGGAAUCUCAUACUGAGAAAAAACCAAACCCACAUUUUCCCUCCUCACUGUCCACAGAUCUAUCUAUGUGCUGGAAUAAACAUCAGGACACAAUAAUGCGUUUCCUCUUCAGCUGAGGUUAGGACAACUGUGUCCAAGCCGCAGCACUGCCCUGGGCCUGUUGGGUAGAAAUCAGCUGUCUCUAUGCUAUCUUUAUUUUAAGAACCGAAGCGGGAGACCUACAGGCCAGGAUUUGUAGCCAGAUGACAGGGAUUUCCACCUGGCUUGAGCAACUUGGGUGCGACUGUCACUUACUACAGGCUUGUGAGGUACAGAAAUCAAGUUCUGCUCUGGAACUGUAGGGAUGGCUCAGUCAGUAACUGCUUGCCAAGCAAGCACGAUGUCCUAAGUGUGGUCCCUGGAACCCUUGUCACAAAGGGCAUGGAAGGGUGUGCUUGUAGUCACAGCACAGGAGAGGCAGAGACAGGUAGGGCUUGCUGGUCAGCUACCUAAGACUAAUUUGAAAGCUCAGGCCACUGAGAGACCAUGUGUCAAAGAACAACAAAGGGUAGCACCUGAGGAAUGAUAUCCAGUGGUUCCACAUGCAUAAACUGUAAAGUACAGCAGCUACCCCUUCCCUCUCCUGAGUUCUACUUUGACUACAUUAUACCUGAAAUCACUACUGAUUAGACAGUACGGGGAAGGAGACCAGCGGGUCUUGGGAGCCUAGAGCAUUUCCUAGCCUGAUCUGACUGGUCCAGAAAUAGACAGGCAACUCCUACUGAAUACAUUAGGACCCACCCUGGGGCUUUUACAGGAAUAACCAGGGUAGAUCUCUGAGCAGCUGUUAGCUGCCACAAGGCCAUUUUGGCUACCCUAAUAGGCAAGUCUCUGCUUAUAAAGGAACAACAACAACAACAACAACAACAACAACAACAACAACAACAACAAAGAUGAACAAAGUGGAAGGAACAGUUCUAUCUAGAAAAUACUAGUAACUAGUUCAAGCUAUCUCUAAAGCCAUGUUCUGGAACUUUACUGCAACGUGAGGCAAUGGAUCCUAUUUUUGUUGAUGCUAGUUUGUAUUUCUAUUCCUUGUAAUUGAAAAUCACCACCAGUUCACAGACUCCUUGUAGGAUAUGCUUGAAAACUUUUAGGUUUGUUGGGAAAGAUGCAGACUAUUUCAAGUUCUCUAGCUAUUUUAUCCUUGGAGAGACACUAUAUACUCUUGAUUACAAAUUUCACUUAAAUUAUAUUUACUCAAAUCCUUAAAGAAAGAUUGUUUCAUCUUCUGUCUAUGGGUAUUUGGUCUGUAUGUAUGCCCACCUGGUUACAGACACUGUGAACCAGCAUAUGGGUACUGAGAAUCAAACCUAGGACACCAAGAAGAGCACAAGUACUCUUAAUCACGGCCACCUCUCCAGCCCCAAAUCUAUUUAUUUUCACUGUAGGCCUAUCUUUGCUUGCAUCUAUGUAUGUACAUCACAUACAAGCCCGGUGCCCUUGGAAGCUAGAGGAGGGCACUGGAUCCCCUGGACCUAAAGUUGUGAGCUGCCAUGUGGGUGCUGAGACCUGAACCUGGGUUCUAUGGAAGAACAACCAGGGCUCUUAGCCACUGACCAUUUCUGCAGAUCUUUAUUUACUCAGAUCUUUACUUAGGCCUAUAUGGAAAUGAACCACGAGUCCUAGGCCAACCCCACCCAAAUGCUGAUACAGUGCUGUAACUGCUUUGUUUAUGGAGCACCAACUUUGCAAAGAAGCAAGUGUUUGUUGGGCAGGACUAUGUAAGUAUGGGCACAAAGUUGCACUGGCUUUUCCCGAGUCUCAAACCGCAUGCCAAUUAUCCAACUGUCUAUUAUGAAUUAAAAUGUGAUCCACGGGGGGGUGGGGUGGGGGCUGGUGGGAUGGCUCAGUGGUACAGGUGUCUGUAGCAAGCCUGAUGAUCUCAUUUUGAUUCACUGAACCUACAUGGUGGACAGAACUAAUUUCCCAGAUUAUCCUCAAACUUCUAAAUGUGCAUCCACACAGACAAAAUUAUAAAUAUACCCAGGAGGAUAAAGCUCAAGGAAAUGAGGCUCAGCUAUAAUCUAUGACAUUAACACAAAUAUCCAUUGGUAAAGGGGAGGCACCAGAAGCAGUGUGUCAGCUCUCAGGGUUCCCUCGGCAGUUUCAUGUUUCAAGGGUACUAUUUAACUUUUCGAUGGCUUGCAUUUUUAAAGGAAAUGUUAUGUGUGUUUCUAUACAUGGAGGAAUACUAGACAAAGCACAGCAAAUGCUAAACUUCACCAAGUCCUGGGGAGAAAUAACAGGUUUCCUCUGAUGUUUCAUAUUUUAUUUUUAUUAUCACUUUUAAAUUAUUAUUUUAUUACAUGUAGGUGAGUGGUCUGCCUGCCUGCCUGCCUGCCUGUCUGUGCAUAUCUGGUACCCAUGAGAGCCAGAUGAGAACACUGGAUCCCCAUGUUCUAGAUGGUUAUGUGAUGUCAUGUGGUAAUGGGAAUCAAACCUUGGUCCCCUGGAAGAACAGCUAGCACUCUAACCACGAAGCCAUCCCUACAACCCCCAAAUGUUUCACAUUUUAAAGAGAGUAAAAAAAAAGCUAAAAACUGAAUCACAUACAAACAUCCAGUUUAAGGGAUAUCAAAUUCCUGACUUUGUAUCAGGUUAUAAAGUUUGACCUUUUCAAAGUGGCUUAACUUUUGAGAAACUUCUACUGUUCUGGUUAUCUACGUAAGCUAUAUAUUAUGAUAUAUGUCAGAAAGAGCACCCUAGGGUAGUUUCCAUGAUAAGCAAAUUUGCUUGCAGAAAUGAAAGUUUUUAGCAAGAAAAUAGAACAGAAAAAAAGAGAAGACUACUAGAGGUGAGUAUGGUAGUAGCCCCAGAACUGCAGAGCUGUGAUAGAAGACUUGGAGUCUGAUGGCAAGUUAGGUAUGUAUAUAAGUGAGGCAGCAAGAUGGCAAGAAAGUGGGGUGGGGGGGUGUGUUUUAGUUUUUUUUUUUUUUUUUUUUUUUUUUUUUUUUUUUUUUUUUUUGCUCUGAGGAGACACCAUGACCAAGACAACUCUUAUAAAAGACAAUAUUUAAUUGGGGCUGGCUACCAGUUCAGAAGUUUAGUCCAUUAAUGUCACAGCAGGAAGCAUGGCAGAAUGAGGCAGACAUGGUGCUGAAAAAGGAGUUAAUAGUUGUACAUCUUGAUCUGCAGGCAGCAGCAGGAGACUGUGUGCUACACCAAGCCUGGCUUGAGCAUCUGAGACCUCAAAGCCUGCCCCACAGUGACACCCUUCCUUCAAAAAGGACACCUAAUAGUGCCACCUCCUAUGGACCAAGCACUUAUGUACCUGAGUCUAUGGGGGCCAUUCCAAUUCAGAGCAGCACGGGAUGGGAUGUGUAAGAGAUGGAGAGGGGCGGGAGAGAGGUAGGAGAGGAGAGAGGGUAAGGGGAGGUGUGUGAGUGUGAGAACAGUGGCACUGGAAAGGGUAGUGUGCAGAGUAAUGGCGUGGCAAUACUGUCAAGGAUUUGCUGUGGGUGAAGAAGCAGAGCUGGCACAAACCUGCCCUCAGAAGGCCAAGGGAGGAGACACAGGAACUUGAGGCUAGUCUGGGCAAAAGGGCAAGUGUCAGUAGGUACAUGACAAGACCUCCUCUCCAAAAAGGAUCUGGCUGCUGAGGUAGUGUGGCCUCUAAAUGACUCUCUCAUACAGCAGACUUCCUUUCCACAUCAGACAAGAAUUUGAUACAAGCUACCAUCUGUUCUCUGGAAAAUCUAUGUCUGCACACACUCAUUAAGUUAGAUCGCCUGAGGUCCACUCUAGAUCAUUAGUGAAGAAGAUCUAGUACAAAAACCUCACUAAGUACCACAACAUAAUAAUUAUCUGACCAGGGCUGGAGAGUUAGCUCAGUGUUUAAGAGCACUGGCUUCUCUUUCAUAGGACCUGGGUUCAAUUCCCAGCAUCCAAUAUUCUUUUCUGGCCUCCCCAGGCACAGACACACAUGCAGGCAAAACAUCCCCACACAAAGAGUGAAGUGAAGUAGCAGCAACAACAGUCUGAACUGAAUCAGUUUUUGGGGACAGACCACAUAUGUAUUAUAUACUCCACCCUGGCCUUGAUUUUGGGAUCUUUUUAUUGGAGCCCCUGAGUACCUAUCUACUCCAGAUAGACAUUUUAAUAAACCCCUUCCUUCAAUGUGAAGCAAAUAAGCCCAAUACCCUGUGUUAAGAACAAGGACUGAGGAACUUGCUUCCCUACCAUUACUAGAAUGCCCCCCUCUCUACUCUGCCUACUUCCCUGUCUAACUGUGUGUACAUUUCAUUCUGUAGGAAUACAUCAUCUGCGCUCAUUGUCUGGGAAAGUCUUUCCUGUAGGCAUAUUUACAUACAAAAUAACAAAAGGUAGACUUCAUUAUAACCAGAAGAAAUACAGCUUGUUAACAAAGUAUUCUUUAAAAAUAUUUUAAUCUAGCAUGGAUGCUGUUUCUCAGGCUGUACUGCCAAAGGGAAUUAAGUCAUUAGCUGAAUCGCGAAUACUGAAUCAUGGGCAUUUUAGCAAAAAUUAAAAAGACUGCAAAUUGCUUAACAGAUCUCAGAUUGAUGUUAAGAUAGUGAGUGCAAGGAGUCAAAUCUGAGUCCUCUAGAAGAGCAACUAGUCUCUCUCUUUUUUUUUUUUUUUUGGUCUUUUUUUCGGAGCUGGGGACCGAACCCAGGGCCUUGUGCUUCCUAGGCAAGCGCUCUACCACUGAGCUAACUCCCCAGCCCCGCAACUAGUCUCUUAACCACUGAACCACCUCUCCAGGCUCUAACAUUAUCAUGUGUGCAAACAUGCUCGCACACAUAAGUGCCUGGCUGUGUGUGUAGCAGUCAGAAGACAAUUUCCAGGAGUGGGUUUACUGCUUCCACAGAAAGCUCUGGGCAUCAUCAGCAUUUGAACCGAGUGCCUUUACAAAUUGAGCCAUUUUAAUAGCUCUUACAUGUAUUUUAAAUCUAAAGUAAUGAAGUGGAUGUUCGAAAGAUAAAGCUAUGUUAAGAUCUGUUUUCUGGGGCUUGGGGAUUUAGCUCAGUGGUAGAGCGCUUGCCUAGCAAGCACAAGGCCCUGGGUUCGGUCCCCAGCUCUGGGGGAAAAAAAAAAUCUGUUUUCUGAUUGUUGACAUAAACUCUGUCAUUAGCAGAGUGAAUGUGAACCUGAUCACGUUUCUCCUCACUAGUGAUAUGCUAAUAAAGUCUGGUAUACUUAAAGAUCACUAGAAAUGUAUACAUACCACAGGUUGCUUUGUGAUGUCCACCAAGUCCUUAAGAUUAUAGUACUGAUGUUUCUCAAAGGCUGAGAACAGCAUGUCUAGGACGUGUUGUUUGUCUGCCCGAGCUCGCUUUCCAUCUUCUUUCUUCUUCCUUUCAUAUUCAAUCUGUAGGCAAAAACAAAAGAAAGGUAUCAACUCAGCAUCUGGAAAGAAAUCAUUUGGAAAUAGUCUGAGUCACCUGAAACCUCACUUAAAGUCUCACACCAUCAGGCCUCUGGCAGGGACUCCCAUUACCUUUCAGGUUCAGGACAGUUGUAACAGAGGUCUGUAAACCACUUUCAGUCUCUUGUGAAGCUUUAUGUAACACAUUCAUUUCUCCCCAAGGAGGGUUUCUUCCUGGUUAGCCCAGAAGCUAACAUGCAGUUCCUUAGUUUUUGAUUAAUCAAGGUACAGUGAGAUAUGUUUAUGAAUUAAACUGCAUGCUCUAGGAGUUUAGGGCACAAGCUUGUUCCAGCGCAGGUUCAACUGGGAAGUCUGGGGAGCACUAGUGAAGAGCAGAGGAGCAAAGUCAGCCUCCUCCUCUCUCAGCCCAUGCUUUACCACUGUACAUAGAAGUAGGUUCCGCAACAAGAAAGGUAGAUACACUCAGCGCUGAUGCCAGUAAAUUAUUUUUUCUACAUUUUCAUUUUAUCUCACAUCAGGUGUCCUCGAAGUUUCCAUGUAUAAUAUUCUCUAAUUUUUACCAUAAAAGUACUUCUUAUUCAAAUAAAAUCAAGACAUCAUCUUCACACACAUCAGAAUGGGAAGCAACUCUCAGCUCUCACAAGCGAAGCUUCUUUUUGAGGCAGAUGGAGAACAUUACAAAAAGCUACAAAUGGCCAAAACUGGAGAACAACUGGCCUUGGGAUGCCUAUCACCAACAGAUAUAUUCACAACACAACCCAGGAACAUGGCAGAGGAGGGAGUGGAAAGACCAUGAAAAGCCACAGGAUCAGGACAUCUGACGUGAGACAGUAUCUUCUGUAUGUGACAGAGAAGCUGCACUCAUUAACUGCAGCACUAUAUAGAGUUGCCUAACCAAAACCUGAAUGACAGCCUACAUGCAGCUCGAAUGGGGAAUCUCCAAGUCCUGCCUCUACAUGAAGGGUCACAGCAACUGAGGACCGUGGAGACACAGAGUCACAUCCUCCUCAGGGAUGAGCCCCUAACCGGUUGGUUAUCCAAUACAAGUGGUCAGUGUUCUAUAUAAGAGCAACACUAGACGAACCCAGUAGCUGGGAUGUAUGUACACACACACACACACACACACACACACACACACAUUCGUUUGGUGCCAACCUGACCUUAAACCCAAGUUAUCUGAACUUAAGUUGAGAAGGAUGGGGCCAUCCCUGGGCUGGUGGUCCUGGGUUCCAUGACUUCUCCAUCAGCUCCUGCCUCUAGGAUCCUGCCCUGUUUGAGUUCCUGUCCUGACUUCCUUCAAUAAUGACAGUAAUACAGAAGUACAAACCAAAUAAACCCUUUCCUCCCCAAGUUGCUUUGAUCAUGGUGUUUCAUCACAGCAACAGUAGCCCUAAGACAACAUGUAGUAGUAGUAAUAAUAACAAUAACAACAACAAUCAACAGAAAAAAGGAAGCUAGAGAUAAUACACGGAAGUAGGAGCGCUGAAGGUAGAUGAAGGGGAGGAGGAGAGGGAGCAGGGUAUGUUAAAAGGGGCUUGAGAUGAUCAACAUGUACCAGACAUAUAUGAAACGUUGUCACGAAACCUAGUGUUUUGUACAAUUAACAAAUGUCAAUAAAAUUUGAAAAGUAGUUUGAUGCCAUUGUUAUCCUCCUGGUAUUAAUCACUUGUAGAAAAUGAUCUUUGCACUGAAAACCGGGAAGAUAGUUCAGUUGGCAAAUGCAGGAGAGCCUGAGUUCCACCCCCAGAAGCAGGUAAAAAGACAUACAGCGUAGGGAGUACUCGUAAUCCCAGGGUUGGGAGGGCAGAUACCUGAGCUUCUGAAGCGCUCCAUGCCAGUGAGAAACCUUGUCUCAAAGGAAGAAAAAGAAAAGGUAAAAAAGGCAGUUUAUGGUUCGGUGGCCUCCACAAAUAUGUGCUUGCACGUGUGUGUACACACACAUAAAAAAGGGAGAAAAUACACAGCUUCUAUUUAUGUACUUCAGUUGGUUAAGUUUAUUACUAUUAACUUUUGAUUGAAAGAGUGAUUUGCUGGAGGAGGGUCAGUCUCAAAGCUCCCUGGGAAAUGAAAGCCUUGGUGGCCUGGGAGAGGCCAGCAGAGAGCAAGGCCUGCACAUGGGGAUGGCUGUAGUGUGAGAACGGCUCUAGAACUGCACUCGAACUUCAGAGCUAACAAUGAACUACGCUGUGAACCCCAGACUGAGGAAGAGGCUUAUGUUCUCUGAACGUCCUAGGACAAGCUCACAAUGGAGACAAGAACCUCCAGCUGCAUGCCAGCGAUGAAACCUUUGUGGAGGAAAACUGCAGCCGGCCUCAAGAUUUUUCUCAGUGAGGCAAGGCCUAUAAUCCCAGGUACUUUAGGGCCAAGACAAGAUCAAAAGUUCAGGGCUGUGUGGGCUACAGAGUGAAUUUAAGGCCAGCCUGGGCAACUUGGCAAGACUAUCUCAAAUUAGAAAAUAACAAAAGGGCUGGGAAUAGAGGUAGAAUGCUUGGCUCGGUAGCAAAAAGAGAAAAGGAAAAAGAAAAAAAAAAAAGAAAAAAAAAAAGAAAAAAAAAAAAAGAAGAGCAUAGAGAAAAACACCUAUGUGCAGCUCUGAAGGACUUAGAAAGAUACGCGCUUUCUCUGGUUCGAAAGACAAACUAAGAGAAAGAACACACUGGGGAAAAAGAAAGUGCGGAGACCAGGAUCCAACCAAGAGUCUAAGCAUUACAGCGCAGCCUCACCCCAGCUUUAAUUUAUGCUGGAAGAAUAUGGGAGAAACUGAGCUCAGGAGCGGGGGAGACGCUGGAAGAUCUGUAGGAAAAGGACUUCAGAGUCCUGCCAGUAAAGCAAGAUGGCUCACAUUCUACUUGGACACGGUGGGAUAGAUAUCUCUGUCUCUCUCUGUCUCUCUGUCUCUCUGUCUCUGUCUCUCUGUCUCUCUGUCUCUCUCUCUCUCUGUGUGUGUGGGUGUGUGUGUGUGUGUGUGUGUGUGUGUGUGUGUGUGUGUGUGUGUGUGUGUGUUGAAUCAAUCAAGCCAGAAAGGUCUGACUCAAAGGUAAGAUUUUAGAAUAGAUAACAAAAAAGUUCAAAUCAACACUGAAGACUAAAGUCAAUUACAUGACAAAUUCCUGUUUGGCAUGUUCUCACCCCAAAUAUGCACUAGGCCUAUAAUCCUGAACCACCACACCCCGCUUUUCUUGUGUGUGUGUGUGUGUGUGUGUGUGUGUGUGUGUGUGUGUGUGUGUGUGUGUGUGUGUUUCUUUUUUUGGUUUUCUGAGACAGGUUUUCUUUUUGUAGCUCUGGCUGUCCUGGAAAAGUUACUCUGUAGACUAGGCUAGCCUUAAACUCAGAGAUCCACCAGAGAUCUGCCCCCGGAGUGUUAGGAUAAAGCUGGGUGCCAUCCUGCCCAGUGCGUUUUACCUUUUCCAGGGAAACGCACACAGGAUGGGGCAGCACACUCCUCACCCUCGGCAGACCGAGGUCAUCCCCAGCUACAGAAGAUCAAGUUACUGACAUGCUUAAAGCAAAACAAAACCCCCAAUCACCAAGCCAAAUCUGAAAACCUAGGUAUCUAAGCAGCAAUGAUGAAAAUGAAAAUACCAGUCCUCCUCAGAGAGCUUUUAGGUCUAGGACUCUAACCCUACAUGCAUUCUUCAAGGAUAACAGAAUCCUUACUGUUCCUGGGGUUCAAACUGUGGAUGACUUACAGAAAAAGGCUGUUUAACAGGUUCAUCAUCCAAAUCCUCGUCUGUGGCGUUCUCGGCCCAGCAGCUCGUCAGUGUUCAUGUCAUAGAAGAGACCUACUGCAUCGAGCACCCAGUGCUGCUGUUUCCCUCUCACGUGUACAGGGAGGUGUUGUGUAUGGGUGUCUGUCGGUGCAUCAUGUGUGGGCCUGGUGCUCAUGAAGGCCAGAGGAGGGACUGGAGUUACAGAGUUAUGAGCCACCACGGGGGUAUUGGAAAUCACACCCCAGUCCUGUGGCAGAGCAGCCAAUCUCCAGCCAUCUCUUUAGCCCCACUAAUAAUACCCAGCACUGAACUUAGGACAAAGCUAAGGCUUUGGAAUAGCUUUUUUAAAGCCACAAAGUAUCAAAACAGUGCCCUUAGUAUUUUACUCAAUUUAAAACUAUAAAUAGGCUCUGCAAACAGAUUGUUGAUACUGCCAACCGCUGUGCCUAGGAGAAGAUGGCUCUGAGGUGAGGCUGCUUCUUUCCCUUGAGCUUCUUACUGAUGAACUUGGGAAUGUAGAGCAAAGCUAUGGAGAGCAGCUGGACAGCCAGCGCAUCAGCAGCCAGGGUAAUAAAUAAAUCGCUGUGAUAGUCACUAGAACAGAAGCAAUUGUUAUGUCCUGAGAAUUUUACUUACUGAUCUUUUUUAUCUGCCUCCAUGGACCAGAUUACUGCAGAGCCAACUGUUAGAGGCAAAUGUCAACUCAGCACUUUAAGCUUAGUCUCCAGUUAUAAAUGUUUAUAUUCCCCAAAUUUAUCAGAUAAUUAUUAACUUCUUAUCUCAAGAAAACAAGUCACUCACGAUUAAAAUGUAGCUGCAAGCUGAAAACCUACAGUGGAUGUAGCAUAGACAUGUUCAAUUGUUAUUACUGAGACCUUAAUCACUGACUUAAAUUAUAAAUGCCACCCACUGCCAAUUAAAAUACUGUAAUUCAGAUGUCUGUAAAUUUCUAGACUGUUGUUUGCAGAACUACUCUGAUUGUUUUGUCAAGGCAGUCUUUGUGAGGCUUUUAUUCCAACUUCCGAAGAGACUGUGACAGCCUUGACUAUCAUGGUUUUGCAUUUUAAAUCCUUAUGAAAGAUUACUUCCCUCUCUCCUCUGCCAAUGCUUCUAUUUCUGAUUGGUGUGUCAUCAUCUCUUAGGAGAAAAGUAAUUCUUUUGAGCAGGCCAGUCCUUCGUAUGCAAAUUCAAAAGGACAAGGCAUGUAGUAUUCUUAUAUUGAACUAUGGCAGGGAAAUAUUGCUGAAAAGCCCUUAUGAUAUAGUCUCACAGGAAUCUACUUUAAUGAACAAAAUUAAAAAUCUAUGCACCUAACUUUGAAAAACUCAAAGCACAACAACCUUAGUUCUUGAGAGUAGUGGCUGGCUGGCUCACAGAAGGAAAGGACUGUGUAUAAACAUAAAAUUUCUUCCUAGUUCUUGGGAGGAGGCGCCACCUGAAGGUUUUAUGUAACUACCCUAUUAUUCAACAACUGCCUUCCUAUGAGCUUUUCUUAGUUUCUCUACCACCAAAGCUAGGUAAAAAGCCCUUUAUUAAACCCAGAACAAGAGGGCAGGAAUGGUAACAAAGACAAAUAGUUACUUCUUAAAUUUCCUAGACUCUGUCUCCUGGUGCCAUCAACAGAGCCCUACCCCUCUCAACAGAUGGCAGACAGUUAUAAAAAGUGCCUGUCUUUAGACUGGUGGCUGCAAACUAGAAUAACCCAGGAGCUGAAAACACAAUCCACAUUUGGUCUGAAGUCAUUUCCUUCUCUUCAGGAAAGCAUCCUUCUGGGUGACUCUAGCGUACAAGCCACAUUUAGAAUCACCAUUCAGACAGUUAGUUCUUUAUGAGACAUGUGAAAGUCCCAGGCAGCCAAUGAUACAAGACCCCCCCCCCCCGAGACAACGGCACCUCUACUUUGACUCAGAGAUGGGGGGACGGCAGGAAUCUUACGUAGUAAUUUCAUUUAAGUGUAUAUUUCAGACAGGGUCCUAUGUAGCCUAGGCUGGCUUCCAACUUGCUACAUAGCUCAACCUUCUGAUCUGUUUGUCUUCACCUUGAGCAUGCUGGGAUUACAGGCAUAUACAACCACGGUCACUUUUAUGCAGUGCUGGGGUUCAAACUCAGGGCUUUCUGUGUGCUAGGCAAGCCCUUUACUGAACAAGGUACAUAGCCAACCCCUAAUUAUACUUUUCCAUUUUGUUAAAGACAGGGUUUAUUUAAGUAGCCCUGGCUGGCCUGGAACUCAGACACCCAUCUGCCUUAAGAGUGAGUUCUGGGAUUAAAAGUAUAUAGCGUCGGGCUGGAGAGAUGGCUCAGUGGUUAAGAGCACUGACUCUUCUUCCAGAGGUCAUGAGUUCAAAUCCCAGCAACCACAUGGUGGCUCACAACCAUCUGUAAUGAGAUCUGAUGUCCUCUUCUGGUGUGUCUGAAGACAGCUACAGUGUACUUAUAUUUAAUAAAUAAAUAAAUGUUUAAAAAAAAAAGUAUAUAACGUCAUGCCUGACUUGAUUAUACCUUUUUGAUUAACAUUUCUACAAGCAACAAAUUUAAUGACUAAAUCACACAUGUCUAUUUUAAUAAGUUAUGAAUUAUUAUCCUAUAUUAAUACAUGGAUAGUAUGAGCUACACAUAAAUUUUUUAAAAUUAAAAUAGAUGAAAUAAAAUUAUUAUUCUAGGAAAUGAGGAACUGAAUUCAGAGAUCUGGGGCUUGUUGGAUGCCAGCCGGUCUAGCUGGAUCACUGAGCUGCAGGUUCAGCCUAGAAACCCUGCUCACAGAACAUAAAGAGUAACCGACAGUCAGUGUUGAGGCUCUGGCAUUCAAACAUACACACAUACAAGAACACUCACAAAUAUAAUCUUUCUCCACCAGAAAACAAACAAUAAACAAACAACCCAUUCUUUGCUUUCAAAAAUAUAGUGAUCUGGAAAGAAAAAAAAGUGAUCUGUCUUCACGUUCAGGACACUUCAUUUUCGACAGUCUUGCAAACUCACAAAGUUUAUACUAACAAGGCUAACAGAAUAAGGAACAAAAUCUACAAGUUAAGGCCAGUUAUUUUCAGUCAAAGCCAUUAACUCCGUGUCUGCAGUGGCAGUGGCAGGGGCUGGGCAGGGACUACUGGCUACAUCUCCAAUGAUUGUCAGCUGCAGUCCAGUUGCCCUUCUGGCAAUAGAAAAAUGGUAGCGGGAGGAAAGGGUUGUUUUUUCUUUUUUCCUUUCCUACCAGCAGAACCCUUCCCUCUCAUGACCACAGCCUUCCACUUCGUACUGAUAAAAUAUCCGAAAGCCAAUUCUCUACUUCUUCCUUUUUGUUUUAAGAACCUGGAGUUGUUUCAAUUCUGUAAAAAGACAACCAAGUGACUCAUCAAUCAGGUGGAGAAUGGCAGCCAUCCUUAAGGUGGGACUAAUGGCUUCUAUUUUGAAAAGAGCCACGUUCUUGUCAGAUCUGAUUACUUUAUCAGUUUCUAUUCAAGAGGGUGACUCAUAAAUCAUUGUUGAGCAGGAGUGUCAGUUUUUCCACUUUUCUUUUCUUUUUUUUUUUUUAAAGAUUUAUUUUAUUAUAUAUAAGUACACUGUAGCUGUCUUCAGACACACCAGAAGAGGGCAUCGGAUCUCUUUACAGAUGGUUGUGAGCCACCAUGUGGUUGCUGGGAAUUGAACUCAUGACCUCUGGAAGAACAGUCGGGUGUUCUUAACCACUGAGCCAUCUCUCCAGCCCCCUUUUUCCACUUUUCUAUUCACAUAUAUUUACUACCUAAUAGGCUCUAAGGCCUGAAUUUAGUAGCAAGCUCGAGAAGCUGAUACUGCAAGGCCUGGGGUGUUCUCUGCUAGAACCACCUUGUUUACCAUGGCAAUGCCCUUGUAGCUGCCUCCCCCAGAAGUACGACUAUGUAUUUUGUAUGUAUGUAAUUGUAUUCUUUCUUUCUUUCUUUUUUUUUUUAAAGAUUUAUUUAUUUAUUUAAUGUAUAUGAGUACACUGUCACUGCUUCAGACACACCAGAAGAGGGCAUCGGAUCCCAUUACAGAUGGUUGUGAGCCACCAUGUGGUUGCUGGGAAUUGAACUCAGGACCUCUGGAAGAGCAGUCAGUGCUCUUAACCACUGAGCCAUCUCUCCAGCCCGUAUUCUUUCUUUUUUAACACCUCAACUAUUAAAAUGAAUCACUGAGUCACAUGACACACUACUAUGCAAACCUCUGAAAUUAUUUCAAUAUUAUAUUAAUUUAAAUUUUAUUAAAAGUCUUACUAUGUGAUCUCUAAAUUAUUUAUUUUAAACCAUGUUGACUUCUCAAUAUCUUAAAAAUUAAUUUUCUUGGAUGAAUAAGCAAGGUUCUAUACAAUAAAUUGGCAAUUUUUAUAACUGCUAUCAUAAACUAAAAUGUCACUUAAUGUGAAGAAAUUGUUAAAGCAGGUGUCUUACAGCUUAAUAUCGUCAUAAAGAAUAUAAUGAGUUUGUACUAACUUUAGUAGUAAAAAGGCCACAAUAUGAAGGCAUUUGAAGCAUAAGGCUCUACGGGCCAGGCUGAGUGCUAAUGUCACUUAGAAACCCACCUAGGCAGAGGUCUGAGCUGCUCUACUACUACCAGAGCUCUGGCUAGCUUCAAUCCUCCUAGAGGGGAUUUGCCUUUCAUCUUAGGGCUAAUGGUCUACAGCAGCACAGGGGGCAUUUGCAAUGGAAUUCAGGGGGACAUGGUGGUUAAUACUACAGAAAUCUCUGCUCCACACUUCAAAGGAACUGCUCACCGCGUCCCAACUUGGGAUCUAAGGAAGGCACAAGCAGAGAACAGGAAGAGGUGGCAGCUUAGGAAGGUGGUCACCAGGGGACUUUCUCAGUCACAGGCAAACAUCUGCUACUCAGAAGAUAUCUCAGACAUGGCUAGCCAGACAGACACUUCCCUAGCUCUUCCCCUUCUUAACCCCCAAAAGAGAACUGGACUGCCUAAUAGUUUCUCAGACAAUACAUCUUCGCUGCCACAAUGCCAGCAAGCCUAGGGAUUUGUGAGGAGGAAAAUUUGGGUAAAUACAUAUUAGAUCCUAUCCAUCUAGAAUUAAUAACUUAGAACACUUAACCAAUCCUCAAUUCUCAAUUUCAUUUUCAGUGUUUUUCUGUCUUAAACAGGAGAGCUAUUAUUGUAUAAUUAAUAUAUCUUGUCUUACUAUUAUAAAUUUUAGAAAUGUGAUUUCUAGGCCCAAAGGGAAAUACCUUCACACACUUACACACUUAUACACACUUACACACACACGCACACACUCACACGCACGCACACACCUACCCCCAGAAAGCACUUAUCUCUUUGUAACCUACGGGAAAAAUGAGCUGUCUUGCCUAUACUGUGAUAAGAAUCUACCAGAGUAAAAACUGUACCUAUACACCUAUAUACCUGGUCCCAAAGAGGAGGACAAAGGCCAACUGUGGAACCACAGGAAGAGCAUGUUGGUGACAAAAAGGAGCAAAUCCAACACAAUCCUGUCAUGUUAUUUUCCUGUCUCUUAUAGCCCCAGAAAGCUGCAUGUAGAGUCCUGUAUACAGUGUUUUGAACAUGUAUAGACAGUACAUACUGUCUUGGAUUCUUAAAACUAUAGCGCUUAAGCACAUUCUAUGGUUUUAGCACCAAAUCACCGACUUGUACACUUUCAGAAUUUAUUUCAUUCUAGCACCACACAUGACAAUGUUCUGAGCUAAGAAUGGAAACAAACAGAAAAGAAGAAAAGAGGACAAGGACACUGCCCUCUAUCUACUUGUCUCAGACAACAGAGAAACAAUUACCUGAUGCUGCUGACUCCACUUAGCCUCCUGGACCUCUCCUCUUCUUUAGCUUACUUUCCCCUAAAGCAUAACUAGGGGCUACACAGGGCCUCCUGCCUCCUUUAAUCCAGUCAGGGUGGUAACUAUUGACACGUGAAUGGAUUUGAGUCUUCUGCCCACUGAAGACACUUGUUUUACCUUUGAGACAUCUGCCAUCUCAUACAAAAUAAAGACAAGGAACCCAGACACCAUUUUAUGGGCACUCAAGUCUGGGUGCUUAAGGCCCACUUAUAGAGGUUUUAUCUUUUAUUUUUUCUAAACCUAGACCAAAAGAAAAUUAGGCAAUAGUAUAGAAUACAAGAUACUAUCCACUGACUGUUAUUUAGAUUUCCUUUUCUCUUUAGGAACUCAUCACAUUUCGUUAGGCUCCUUCAGCUCUGUUACUGUUCCACAGUAAGAUACACAGAAGUUUAAACAUUUGACUCUUCUCUCAGUUGGAGACUUUAUUGCUGAGAUAAAGCAUAAAACACCAUGACCCUAAGCAACUCGGGGAGGAAAGGGUUUAUUCCAUUUUACAACUUGCAGUGCAUCAUCCAAGGCACUCGGGACAGGCACUCAGGCAGAGACUCAUGAGGAGGCUCACUCACUUACUGGCUUGCUCCCCAUGGCUCGCUCAGCUUGCCUUCUUAACAGCAUUCAGGUCGUCCUGCACAGGAUCAGCACUGACACUGACAUAGUCCCACACUAUCAGUCAAGAAAAUGCACCACACACUUGCCCACAGGCCAGCCUAGUGGGGCAUUUUUCCAAAUGAAGCUCAGAAAUAUUCAACCCAGAGUGCUUGGGUUGAAUAUCUGGACCGAUCAAUUUUACUCACAUGGGUAACAGUAGUUACACUUCAAAAGGAAGGAAUGAAGAUGACAAGCCAUUUUAAUGAAGAACUCACAGAAGUAACUGUGACAUAUAUGUGCUUACAUACAUAAGAGGACAAUAUACAUCUCGCUAACGCAUUGUUCUGUACAUUGACAUAACAGAAAGGUUUAAGACCAGGCAGUCCUUCCUCACUUGGCACAGUACUGGAGGACCAUAAAGAUGCCCGUGACACCUCAAGUGAAGCAGCACACUCUUGAUAAUUCAUGAGGACAACCACCACUGUUCCAGAUCCUUAAGAUUUUCAAAUAAUUUAAAAAAACGAACACAUAGCUGUACAUAUUUAUAUAUGACCUUUGAAAGUUUGUUGGCAUAUUAAAUAAAACUGGUAUGGUAAACCAUAGAGAUACAGAAAACAAAAAAAAAUCGGUAAAUUCAUAAUUAUGAAGUAUUUUGUGAUUAGAAACAUGAGAACUAAAAUGCUAUUAGCACUCUGUAAAAUCUGAUCAAGAGUAAUUUGCACAGUGGCUCUCUUGUCCCACAUAGCUCCUGAUAUAGAGCAAACACUUUUCUAUGCUUUGUGUGGGUCAUAGCAAGCUGCAAGUGAUGUUGAAAGGAGCAGGAUGCUGGUGAAAGACAUGCAGAAGACUCACAUUGUACUGAUGGUUAGCGACAGGCUUGUAAUUGGUGGUUACAACUUUGUCCAGCUGUUGUGAGAGCCUUACAGGUUUGGAAGAUUCUUCUAUUUGCAAUCUGAAAAACAGAAGGCAUUGUUAAUACACUGCUCAGCAGAGUAGGUCCUGUGGUUAUACCAAUUACAAAUCAUAUAUAAGCAAGUAAGCUCAGAACACCACAGUAGCGUUACCAAAUCACUUAGGAACACUUAAAACAACAACAACAACAACAACAACAACAACAACAACAACAACAACAACAACAACAACAGGACUACAAGGCAAAAAAUAGUCCCAUAAACUAAAUGUAUGCUAUAGUUGUGAAACUAUGCUGCUUGGGUAAACCAAACUCUGCAAGCAAAACAAAUUGUCUUAAAUUACUAUUGUCUAGAAUUCAUCAAUCCAAGGCUUCUACUGUCCUGAGAAGAAAUAAAGAUGUGUAAAAAGCCCAUAUUAACAGGCAGUGUACAGUGACUAGUAGCUAUCUGAUCAGACAUUGAUGCUUGAAACAUUCUUGUCACCACAGAAACCUCUACUGAACAGCACUGGUCUACAACACUGCAGAACUCUGAAUUAAACAGAACUCAAAAUACUGCCUCCAGAAAAAAAAAUAAACAAAAUAAACACACGAGCACACAUAUAACAUGAAGACACUACUCCACGAGUGCCUAUAACUUUAAGCAGUGAUUUAUUAUGUCCUAAUUUGUAUACUAAAGUUGUUCCUUAAAAAUUAAUGCGUUUGGUUUAUGAGCAAAGUAAAUCCAAAAAUCUGCUUCGAGAGGGAAAAAGAACAGCUCUCAAAAGUGACUAUUUUUACAGACACAAAAGGUAUCAUUGAACCUUUAGACUUUUCAUCAGCAGGGUAUCAGAAUAGAGAACGUAACAUACUUAAGGAAAGUGCCUACCAUAUCUGCCUAACAUAUAAUUGAAGAUUAAGCAUGAAAUAAAAGUAUUUUUGGAAAAAGAAAUGGGCUUAUCACUUAUGAAUCUCAUUGAGAGGUGCACUCAAGAAUGUAACGCAGUAAGGCCUCUAAGGAAUUAAUGGAUGCAGUGGAUACAGCCCAGAAACCAAAACACCAGGUUAGAAACAGCAUAUGCACUGUAGUUUUUAAAAAGGUUUAUUUUCCUUUUGCUUUUGAGGCAGGGUCUUUCCUUCCUUCCUUCCUUCCUUCCUUCCUUCCUUCCUUCCUUCCUUCCUUCCUUCCUUCUUUCUUUCUUUCUUUCUUUCUUUCUUUCUUUCUUUCUUUCUUUCUUUCUUUCUUUUUUUUCCAGGAGCUGGGGACCGAACCCAGGG